AUGGCAUCUCAAAGCAGACUGACGGUCCCAUCCACCACGAAGCAGAAACUUGAGGUCAUCAACCUCGCUGGGGGUAAAGUCCCAGCUACUUUGACCGAGGCAGACCUCAGAAAGGAUCUUCCACAGAAGGCUUCAGAUGCUCCAUCCGAUGGAGAACCCUCCUAUACAUGCGUGACCGAACGCAACCCUCCACGUUCUUCUCCAGCCGCCAUCAUGGUUGGUCUGUGGGAAGAGAUUCCACGCUGGAAAAAUGGCUCUGUCAUCAACUUCGCCACCUACGCCGAUGGCUAUCCGGCGCCUGGCGAUGCUAUUUACGCGGCGAACUGCCUCAUUGAGGCGGCCGAGAUAUGGAACUCCGCAAGAGUCGGAGUCACGUUCAAGUGGGUGCCCAAUGUCGACGAUGCGGCAUUCGUCCUUGGCUAUGGUGGCCAGUUGGGCACCGUCCUCGCCAGCGCCUUCUUCCCGAGCAACAGCGAUCUAGAACAUAUGUCCGUGUACCAGCACGGUUUCGACAAGACCGAACGGACCUCUAAGAAAGGCAAGUACAGCAACUACGGGAUCAUGAAAAAUGUCUUCCUGCACGAGCUGGGCCAUGUCUUAGGCUUGAGACAUGAAUUUGCUAUGAAACCAGACACCUAUGAAGGGGGUGCCAUCGUUUUGGGAUCUGCCAAUAUCGAGUCCGUCAUGAGCUAUGUCUUUCCACCCGAGCUGCAAGAGUCCGACAUUCAGGACACCCGAGACUUCUACAAGCAUCCCCUGAUCGUUGACUACACUCCUGACAACUAA
Molecule: messenger RNA, 786 nt
Organism: Akanthomyces muscarius
Lineage: Eukaryota; Fungi; Ascomycota; Sordariomycetes; Hypocreales; Cordycipitaceae
Exons: 1
Coding region: 1-786 (261 amino acids)
Biological process (GO): proteolysis
Cellular component (GO): extracellular matrix
Molecular function (GO): metalloendopeptidase activity; zinc ion binding
Source: RefSeq, a predicted model, not a curated record